Molecule: messenger RNA, 2858 nt
Organism: Dunckerocampus dactyliophorus (ringed pipefish)
Lineage: Eukaryota; Metazoa; Chordata; Actinopteri; Syngnathiformes; Syngnathidae
Product: cyclin-T2-like
Exons: 4
Coding region: 344-1654 (436 amino acids)
Source: RefSeq, a predicted model, not a curated record
CACACUUCAAUUAUGGCAUACCUUCACACACCACAGUCUCCACCUCACAACAUUUUGCCUCCAGUACAAGCCCACAGUGAUAGCCUGUGUGUGUAUCCACCUGGCGUGCAAGUGGUCCAACUGGGAGAUACCAGUGUCUACUGAUGGAAAACACUGGUGGGAGUACGUAGACAGCUCUGUUACUCAUGAGCUACUUGAUGAGUUGACCCAUGACUUUCUACAGAUUCUGGAGAAGACGCCCAGCCGGUUAAAGAGAAUUCGCAACUGGAGAGCAAUCCAGGCUGCUAAAAAGCCCAAAUCUGAGAGCAUCCAGCUGUCUGAUACCUCCUUAGCUGGCCCUUCCAUGCUCCAGGACCAUUCCCUGUGUGACAACUCACUUGCUGGAAUACCCCCCUCAAGUUUUUCUAAAGCAGGUGCCACCUUCACUAUGUCUAUGUCUGCUCAGUCUGGUGGGGCACCAUUGUCACUGGACUCCAUGACUGGCACCUUCAACCCGCCGAGCCACAGUGAAUGGCCCCAGAGCAACCAGAGUCAAGCAGGUUACACAUCUGACUGUAUAAAGCAGGAACCCCUCAACACCUCUCAUCAAGAGCAGGGACUGUCCUUGCAGCAUUCUCUGCAUCAUAAUUCCUCAGCAUCCAAGACUGAUAAAACUGUAGAUCUUAACAUUGUCAAACAUGACCUAAAAGGAGCCAAUGUGAGUGGAACUGGCAAGCAUCAGUCACCUACUUCAUACUCUUAUCCUCAGUCAGCUCAACCUACACCAACACAACUCUCUUUAACCCCCAAACUGUCGUUGGACAAACACAGAGAAAAACACACUGUAGAGGUUGCUGUUACUGGCCAGAAAGUCAGACAAGAACAGCAUGCCGUACUCAUUGAGAACAACACACGGGGGAAUGUACUGUUGUCGUCUUCAAACUAUGCACCGUCUUUGAGCCAUGUCCAUCAUAAAAAUUCACACACAGACCAGAUUUCCCAGAGUGCACAGGGUUUAGGUAGCAGUAGCAGCAGAACUGCCUCACCAAUGAAGAAUAGAAUUCCUGUCACAAUGGACAGAUGUCAUCACAGUGACAAAUGGGACAAAAGCUCACUCAAUCUCCAUUUGGCAAUUCCUGGCUCUGGAGGAAGCUCAAAGAUGGACAGAAACAAAGAGGAAUUUAAGAUGAAGAUUAAGGUUUCCUCAUCAGAGCGUCACAGUUCAUCUGAUGAAGGAAUGGCUACCAACAAGAGUAAGCAUUCCAGCCCGCUGGUGAACAAGGAGAAACAGCAUAGAAGUGUGGAUCACAACGUUCAUCGCCAUCACAAGUACAGUCACCCUAACCUGCACUCUCACAGCGGAAAUGGGCAAGGAGGCUCAGAGGGCCCCAAUAGUGGAGGAGGCGUACUUCGUGGUGCUCCAGGACUGAUUACCAUAGAAGGAAUAGCGCUUCCUCAUAGCGGAUCCACAUCUUUGACUUCUUCCUCGUCACGAAAGAGGGCAUACCUUGAGGCUAAUCACAAUCAACACCAUUCCGCCUGGUCCUCUACUUCUAGUUCCAAACUGAGCAAAAUCUCCAAGGGUGGCACUAGUGCUGCAGGUGGGCUGCGGACCUCACAACAGUACCUUCCUCCUAAUGAAUCACCCCAUGAAGUGGGAGACCAGAGACACUGAGUGGACCAUUCUACAGCCUUGGUCUUCAAAUGGAAAGGGCAGAAAAUUUCCCACAGUUGAAACUACUAUGCCCACUUCAUUGUUAAGUGCCCUCGGAGAAGUAGGCGAUGAUAAAUCCUAAAUGUAGACGUUUUAUCUGCAAAAAAUGAAGAAUGUUUGGGCCUUUGAUGAAAAAAAUGAACUUAAUGCUUCCAUACAGACCUCUGGGCUGUGAUCCUCAGUCCCAUCUUUUUCUUGGUGUCAAAUUGCUUUUGGGCUCUCCUUCCUCAAACAGCAAAGAAGUCACAAAGUUUUGUGUAGAUGGGGUGUGUAUUUACAUGGAGGUGGAGUUUCUCCCAGAAUUUCAAAUCUCCAUUUUGAAAAGCUAAUACAGUAUAUCACAUUCUCUCAAUAAGUAAUGCAAUAUGCACUGCACUCAUUUUGUUUUUUAUUUUUAAUUACACUUUGUAUGAAGUAUGGUCAUGACCAGCUGGAAAGGAGUUAAGCUUCAGUUUGUUGGCAUUCCAUAUGGUAAUCUUGGUGGAUGCCUUUUGAGUUUCAUCUUCUUAGUGGCUUUUCUUGAUUUAUUUUUACACUUCAGUACUGAGUUUGUAAGUCUUCAUCAAAGGGAUGAGAAGUUGGAACAUACUAUUCACAGGAAGUGGAGACAAAUGUACAUACGUUUUUGUAUGGUAAGAUAAUUAUAUCAAAUACUCAGGUUUGGGUCUGCUUGUAAUUAUGACGGAGUAGUUGUAAAAAGUUUAAAAUGCUCUUUUUUGUUAAACAGAUUGGGCACUAUUGGUGGAAUGCAGUGUUCCAGAGGCAUGUACUGAAACAGCCCUCCUACAGCGGGUGCUGCUUUUUGUCGUACUACCCAUGUGGUAUGAGUUGCACCAAAAAAGCAUACAAGUAUGGUUCAAACUUAAUAUUAACACACAAAAUUGACAAUUGUAGUGUGCCAUGUAAGUCUGAAUAUCCUUUGAAGUGUUGUACAUUAGUAAGGCACUGAAGCCUUUUACUUGUCAGCCAUGUUUACAUACCCAAUAGUACUAUUCAAAAGAAAGUAAUUUAUGUAAAAUGCCCUUCUGUUUUUAUUUUUUCAUUUUGAGAAGUGCAGAUAUUUUGGACAGAAAUUGAUAGGUUGUUGUCAUCCUCUUGAUAUAUCUACAACUAUUGUCUUCACAACAGCUCUGUACAUUAAACUUCAACCCUAACUCUUACCAUG